UGUCGCGCGCGCGCGCGCCCAUGCCAUGCCAGGGCCGCGCGCGCUUGGCUGCCGCUCAUGCGUCCGUGGGCUCCAACGGCUGUGUCAUGACCCUUGCGUGUCUUUGCUUAAUUUCCUAAGGUCUUUGGACUGUUUGGGACUUGGUUGCCUCCCCUUGGGCAAUGCUAAGGAGCCUUAAUUUCAAAAAAUUUUGUGGGUCUAUUUUUGGGGCGUGACAGUAGGCUUGCUUUGAGCACUCUAAUUUCGUCAAAGUAACAGCGCCGGAGGCACGACCCGGCCAGUUAAGGCCAGGAGCGCAUUGUUGGCAAAAGGGACGAGCCGACCGGUGCUCACCAUAGGCAGACCGGUCGACCCAACCCAAGGUCCAACUACGAGCAUUUUAACUGCAACAACUUAAAUAUACGCUAUUGGAGCUGGAAUUACCGCGGCUGCUGGCACUAGACUUGCCCUCCAAUUGAUCCUCGUUAAGGGAUUUAGAUUGUACUCAUUCCAAUUACCAGACUCGAAGAGCCCAGUAUUGUUAUUUAUUGUCACUACCUCCCCGUGUCAGGAUUGGGUAAUUUGCGCGCCUGCUGCCUUCCUUGGAUGUGGUAGCCGUUUCUCAGGCUCCCUCUCCGGAAUCGAACCCUAAUUCUUCGUCACCCGUCACCACCAUAGUAGGCCACUAUCCUACCAUCGAAAGUUGAUAGGGCAGAAAUUUGAAUGAUGCGUCGCCGGCACGAUGGCCGUGCGAUCCGUCGAGUUAUCAUGAAUCAUCAGAGCAACGGGCAGAGCCCGCGUCGACCUUUUAUCUAAUAAAUGCAUCCCUUCCAGAAGUCGGGGUUUGUUGCACGUAUUAGCUCUAGAAUUACUACGGUUAUCCGAGUAGCAGAUACCAUCAAACAAACUAUAACUGAUUUAAUGAGCCAUUCGCAGUUUCACAGUCUGAAUUAGUUCAUACUUACACAUGCAUGGCUUAAUCUUUGAGACAAGCAUAUGACUACUGGCAGGAUCAACCAGGUAGCAUUCCUACACGACGUCGCAGCCCGCAUGCAUGCCAACGCCGUACGGCAUUGGAGCAAUACGGGGAGCGAGCGUCAUUCGUUCGAGCAAUGGGCAAAGGCAACACGUUUCGAGGGACUUAUCAUGCCACCGAAUGCACUGCAUCCGAGAGAGCGAGCGCCAACGACGCGGCCCGCAAUGACAACCGAAGAUGUCAAGGCGGAACGCGAUGCGGGCUAUCGGGUUCGUUGUCCACCCAAAGAUGGGUGUCGACAGAAAGGGGCCAACGGGACGCGACGCUUCCAUCGAGUGAGGUACCGAUGCAAGAACCGAUCGAUUGUGACCGCUCGAACUCAAGCUUUGUUCGGGGCACGUCAAUGAGGUGGAGCCGACGUUGACAGUUCGAUGCCCGAGCAACGAGCCUGCCAACCCAAACUACCGUAUCACCACUCAUGCGCCGUACGCAUCGAGCCCGUGCAACGCUCGGCUAUCCGCGCCCUUACGCUGCAUUAAAGCAAGCAGGGUCGCAGAGUCGCCGCGCGAGGCCGAGCACGGAACGUCGUGCGCGCGCUCGAUAUGAGCAUUGUGUAACCCACAUGAACAUUGCAACCGAAACACCGUCAUUGUUAUGGGACGAGCCCUUUCGUCAAACGGGGAUCGAUCGCAGCAUGUCCAGUCUCGACAGAGGAAAGCAUGCCGAGAACACGCCCGCAACGAGGUGCAAGCAUUAUCCAAGCAAGCCCAUCCCCCACCUCACCGCACAUCCCGCUCUCUAUCCCCGCCCGACGUAGGGGCAUAAGGGGCACCCACCAAACCCUUCCACCAAGCAAGAAGCAAUCACAAGACAUCUCGUAUCUUCACGAACAAGCCCGCUUGGAGUGCACGCCCACACCGAGGUGCAAGCAUUGUCCGCGCAAGCCCAUCCGAGCAUCAACUCGACACCCGCUCUCACUCCCCGCCCAACGGUCGGACGUGGCACUCCGACGAAACCCGUCCACCAAGCACAAAGCAAUCGCAAGACAUCUCGUAUCUUCACGAACAAGCCCGCUUGGAGUGCACGCCCACACCGAGGUGCAAGCAUUGUCCGCGCAAGCCCAUCCGAGCAUCAACUCGACACCCGCUCUCACUCCCUGCCCGAUGGACAAGCCCAUCGUUAUGGCCAAACCCCUCCACCAAGCAAGAAGCAAUCGCAAGACAAGCCCACUUGGAGUGCACGCCCACACCGAGGUGCAAGCAUUGUCCAAGCAAAACCCAUCCAAGAAUGUCAAUUUGACAUCCCGCUCUCACUCCUUGCCCGACGUAGGGGCCCGGCAUUCCAUCGAUUUUGACCAAACCCUUCCACCAAGCAAGAAGCAAUUGCAAGACAUCUCGUAUCUUCACGAACAAACCCGCUUGGAGUGCACGCCCACACCGAGGUGCAAGCAUUGUCCGCGCAAGCCCAUCCGAGCAUCAACUCGACACCCGCUCUCACUCCCCGCCCAACGGUCGGACGUGGCACUCCGACGAAACCCAUCCACCGAGCACAAAGCAAUCGCAAGACAUCUCGUAUCUUCACGAACAAGCCCGCUUGGAGUGCAUGCCCACACCGAGGUGCAAGCAUUGUCCGCGCAAGCCCAUCCGAGCAUCAACUCGACACCCACUCUCACUCCCUGCCCGACGGACAAGCCCAUCGUUAUGGCCAAACCCCUCCGCCAAGCACGAAGCAAUCGCCAAGACAAGCACACUUGGAGUGCACGCCCACACCGAGGUGCAAGCAUUGUCCAAGCACGCCCAUCCCGCUCUCACUCCUUGCCCGACGGUCGGAUGUGGCAAUCCGGCCGAACCCUUCGUCUACCAAGCACAAAGCAAUCGCAAGUUAUCUCGUCUCCUCACGAACAAGCCCGCUUGGAGUGCACGCCCACACCGAGGUGCAAGCAUUGUCCGCGCAAAGCCCAUCCGAGCAUCAACUCGACACCCACUCUCACUCGCCGCCGGCGGCCGGAGGUGGCACUCCGCCGGCGCCGACCCCCCAAGCAUAUGUGCCCAUGAUGGGCGCAAUGUGCUUGAAGGGUCGGCGCCGCGGCAUAGGGGUA
Molecule: messenger RNA, 3053 nt
Organism: Cucumis melo (muskmelon)
Lineage: Eukaryota; Viridiplantae; Streptophyta; Magnoliopsida; Cucurbitales; Cucurbitaceae
Exons: 2
Coding region: 1675-3009 (444 amino acids)
Source: RefSeq, a predicted model, not a curated record